Molecule: messenger RNA, 603 nt
Organism: Dermacentor silvarum
Lineage: Eukaryota; Metazoa; Arthropoda; Arachnida; Ixodida; Ixodidae
Exons: 5
Coding region: 10-603 (197 amino acids)
Source: RefSeq, a predicted model, not a curated record
CCAGGGACCAUGGCCUCUGGCAGGGAGAUUGUGUUCCCCAUCUCGUCUUCUGGCCGAAGCACCGCCGAUACCCUCACUCCCAGUGCAUACGAGAGGGACCUCGAAUCCUACACACCAGAGGACACCACGGUCACCAACAGCCGGGAGCGCUUCGUGGUGCUGACAAUGAGCGUCCUGCUCCUCCUCAUCAGCGGUGCGCUCUUCGCCAUCCUCCUCACGCUGCUCUCAGACGACCUCUCGUUGAUCUCAACGGCAAUAAGUAAGCACACGCCUGACUUUUUACUGCCUUCUUUUCCCGUUAUAACAAAUAGCCUUCCCGUAAAUGGCGCUUUUACGCGCAUAGAAUGCAGCAUCAUAUUGCGCUAUGUGGUCACGAGAACGACUGCAGGCGCUCGGGAUGAACACCUGCAGUGUUCUCGCUGUCGCCUGCUGAAAGGAUUCAGCAGAUGCGUGCAGUACAGGGACAAUGACCACACAGGCUCGACCUACCGUGAAGUGCUGCUCACUGACGCUAACACGCAGCCAUUAUUUGCCGAAUAUGAUAGUCAGAGCAGCCUGAUCAGGGUCAGGGGUCCUGAUUGCACACAGCCUCAGAACAAGUGA